Messenger RNA from Bubalus bubalis (water buffalo), 1363 nucleotides. RefSeq names its product programmed cell death 2 like (gene PDCD2L). Gene Ontology annotation, cellular component: cytoplasm. Bases 204 to 1304 code for a protein of 366 amino acids. NCBI's taxonomy places the organism in Eukaryota, Metazoa, Chordata, Mammalia, Artiodactyla, Bovidae. The record is from RefSeq and is a predicted model, not a curated record. The transcript has 7 exons.
ACUAGACGGACCUUUGUUGGCAGUGUAAUGUCUCUACUUUUGAAUAUGCUAUCCAGGUUGGUCAUAUUAGAACUCCAAAUUACAUCGCCCAAAAGGUCUAGGAGGGGCGGGGCUGUCCCACAGGAGUCAGCGAAGCGCAUGCGCAGAGAGGCGCACCCUUUCGGCUGCCGUAGCCCUCCUCUUCACGUGUUCUCCCUGUCGUCAUGGCGGCUGUUCAGAAGCCCGUGCUGCUCGGGCUUCGAGAUGCUGCAGUGCACGGCCGUCUCACGGGGCCGAGCGCCUGGACCGCAAGCAAGCUGGGCGGCGUUCCGGACGCCCUGCCCGCUGUGGCAGCCCCGAGGCCGGUGUGUGAACUGUGCCGGCAGCCGCUUGCUCUCGUGGUGCAGGUGUACUGCCCGCUGGAAGGCUCCCCUUUUCAUCGACUCCUGCAAGUGUUCGCUUGCCCUCGCCCUGAGUGCGGUAGCGGCGGGGCGCGCAGUUGGAAGGUGUUCCGCUCCCAGUGCCUGCAGAUGAGAGAGAAAGAGACUCAGGACGCUCAGAAACAGGAAAAUGGCCUCACAGCUGAGGAUUGGUGUGAAGGUGCAGAUGACUGGGGAAGUGACAGUGAGGAAGCGUCUCCACUGCAGCCUAUCUCGGAUUUUGGAAAUGAUUCGAGCAAUGCCAAGGACAGAGACUGGACCUCCCAGCUCCAGGACCUCCACCUGCAGGAUAUUGUCCCAGGUGUUGCUCCUCCUGCACCUCCUGGGGAAGGGCCGGCCUUGCUUCCUACGGUGCCGCAGUUCCUGCCCUAUUACAUCUGUGUCGUCAAUGAGGAUGACUACACGGACUUCGUCAGUCUGGACCAUGCUCAGAGCCUUCUGAGGGAGUAUCAGCAGAGAGAAGGAGUUGAUAUGGAACAGUUGCUUUCCCAAAGUCUGUCUAGUGAUGGUGAUGAAAAAUAUGAGAAGACUGUAAUUAAAAGUGGGGAUAAGAUGUUUUACAAAUUCAUGAAGAGAAUUGCUGCUUGUCAGGAGCAGAUUUUAAGGUACUCCUGGAGUGGAGAACCACUGUUUUUGACCUGCCCUACAUCAGAAGUCACUGAGCUCCCACCCUGCAGCCACUGUGGAGCCCGAAGGAUAUUUGAGUUUCAGCUUAUGCCAGCACUGGUCAGCAUGCUCAGAAGUGCUAAUUUAGAUCUUUCUGUGGAAUUCGGAACCAUUCUAAUUUACACAUGUGAGAAGAGUUGCUGGCCUCAAAAUGAUCAGGCGCCCAUGGAAGAAUUUUGUAUUAUCCAAGAGGACCCAGAUGAAUUAUUAUUUAAGUAGUGCAUUUCCUUUUAUUUAUAUAAAUUAAACUUUAAUGUUUAAAUUGUCUUUUUACCUCA